Hibiscus syriacus is the source of this 1428-nucleotide messenger RNA. RefSeq names its product actin-related protein 3-like. The record is from RefSeq and is a predicted model, not a curated record. Gene Ontology annotation, cellular component: actin cortical patch; Arp2/3 protein complex. The transcript has 7 exons. Lineage: Eukaryota; Viridiplantae; Streptophyta; Magnoliopsida; Malvales; Malvaceae. Gene Ontology annotation, biological process: Arp2/3 complex-mediated actin nucleation. Gene Ontology annotation, molecular function: actin filament binding. The coding region runs from base 3 to 1325 and encodes 440 amino acids.
AGAUGGGAUUCGCGGGUAACGUGGAGCCGUGUUUUAUUCAACCAACAGUCGUAGCGCUUAACGAUUCGUAUCUAAACCAGACGAGAGCUUCCUCGAAUAUGGCUAACCAGUACUCGGCGGGUGUAAUGGCGGACCUCGAUUUCUUCAUCGGGGACGAUGCACUGUUGAGAUCGAGAGCGAGCAAUACUUAUACCCUAAGCCACCCCAUUAACCACGGCCAAGUGGAGGAUUGGGAUGCUAUGGAACGGUAUUGGCAGCAUUGUAUAUUCGCUUAUCUACGUUGUGAUCCUGAGGACCAUUACUUUUUGCUGACCGAGAGUCCACUUACUGCUCCCGAGAAUCGAGAGUACAUGGGUGAAAUUAUGUUCGAGACGUUCAAUGUUCCUGGGCUUUAUAUUGGUGUGAACUCUGUUCUUGCUUUGGCAGCUGGGUGCAGUACAUCUAAGUGUGAUUUGACAGGGGUGGUAGUGGAUGUCGGAGAGGGGGCUACGCGUGUUGUACCUGUUGCAGAAGGUUAUGUUAUUGGGAGCUGCAUUAAGUCGAUCCCAAUAGCUGGAAAAGAUGUUACUCUCUUCAUACAGGAGCUCAUGCGGGAAAGGGGAGAGAAAAUGCCACCUGAGGACUCAUUUGAAGCAGCUCGGAAAGUGAAGGAGAUGUACUGCUAUACUAGUUCUGAUAUUGUCAAGGAGUUCACCAAGCAUGAUAAGGAACCUGCAAAGUAUAUCAAACAGUGGAGGGGUAUCAGACUGAAGACAGGGGCUCCAUACACCUGCGAUGUCGGUUAUGAACGAUUUUUAGGCCCCGAGGUUUUGUUUAGUCCCGAGAUCUAUACCAGUGAUUAUAUAACUCCAUUACCAGCUCUAGUAGACAAGUGCAUUCAGUCAGCACCAAUUGACACAAGAAGAGCUUUAUAUAAGGUGAAGUAUGCAUUGGCUCAAAUUGCAAAAUCUUGGUUCUUUGCUUUAUAUAACUCUUUUGGCAUCUCUUCCACUUUAUGCCUGCUAUUUCAACUCUUUCAGAAUAUUGUAUUAUCUGGUGGAUCAACCAUGUUCAAAGACUUCCACCGAAGGUUGCAACGGGACGUGAAAAAGAUCGUCGAUGCCCGGGUUCAGGCGGCAACUGCUCUUCAUGGUGGGGAUAUAAAAGCAAAACCUGUGGAAGUUAAUGUAGUCAGUCAUCCAAUCCAAAGAUUUGCCGUUUGGUUCGGAGGUUCUGUACUAGCAUCAACACCUGAAUUCUUCGCUGCUUGUCAUACAAAAGCAGAAUAUGAGGAACAUGGAGCAAGCAUUUGCCGAGUGAAUCCAGUCUUCAAGGGGAUGUUUUGAGGCAAAUAUCCAUUUUUCAGCUCGGUAUUAAUGGAGCCAUCUCCGGUGACUCGCUAUUCGCUAAUUCGACUUCCGUCAUGCACAUCAGUUUACUUCGAUGAUU